Neurospora hispaniola is the source of this 663-nucleotide messenger RNA. RefSeq lists its product as uncharacterized. Gene Ontology annotation, cellular component: nucleolar ribonuclease P complex. The coding region runs from base 1 to 663 and encodes 220 amino acids. Lineage: Eukaryota; Fungi; Ascomycota; Sordariomycetes; Sordariales; Sordariaceae. The transcript has a single exon. Gene Ontology annotation, biological process: tRNA processing. The record is from RefSeq and is a predicted model, not a curated record.
AUGAACGGACCAUCCUCAACCCAGCUCUCAGCGACGCUGGACUUUCUAACGGACGCCGCCCAUCUUCUGGCGACAACAGCGCCAGAGACGUCGGCGUUUCUCAUGAACCAGAGAGGCAACCUUAUGUUUGAGAACGAACUGCCCCAGUCCGACGUCCAUAGACAGCACGUCUGCAGUUGCUGCGGCCACAUCAUGAUUCUUGGUCACGGCAGCACUUUGAAAUCUGAACACCAAAAAGCCGUGCGCAAGAGGCUAAGAGCAGGCCAAAAGUUUACGAAAACGCCUGUCCAGGCGAAGCAACAGGAUCAAGAGUCGCGCAAAGGACCAGUUAAGCGCAUCACAUGCGGCCACUGCACAAGGAAAACUGAGAUCAAGUUCCCGGCCCCGGCUCCUGUCUCGAGGCGCAGCAUCAACCCGAAGACUCAACCACAACAACAAGCGCCAAAGUCAGCAGCAACAGGGCUAAAACCAAGUGCGGCGUCUACCCUGGGGUCUCUUGCUGGGCUUUCCACACACAAGCCAACCCCUUCGUCCAGUGCAAAUAGCAAAAAGCGUGCCAAAUCCAGGAAAGCCGGACUUCAGGCCUUGCUCGACCAGUCCAAUGCCUCCAAAGGCUCGAGGCCUGGUCUUGGACUGAGUCUCGCCGAUUUUAUGCAGAAAUAA